Molecule: messenger RNA, 515 nt
Organism: Amoebophrya sp. A25
Lineage: Eukaryota; Dinophyceae; Syndiniales; Amoebophryaceae
Source: the annotation of a GenBank genome assembly
AUGGUGGUACAACAAGACUACGACCUACCAGUGUUGAAGCAGCCACGACAUCAAGGGGGGGAGCCUAUGGAUUACUUUGAUCCAGACGACGUGAUCCAGUGUCACGAUUUGGUGAAGGUUUAUGCAAGAUACUUCGACUUGGCGGAAGUUAUGAGAAUGUACCUUGGUUGGUGUGUGGUAAAAAUUUUUAGCUCCGUUUGUGUAAAUAGACUUUGCUUCUUACUCUUUUUGAUAGAAUUUGUAGUAGGGAACAAUACUCAUAGUGAAGAGAAACAUCAAAUGUAGGCAUGCGGAUACAAAAAGCAUGUCCACAGUCCCCUUUUCAUACUCUACAUGAAAGGCAAGAAUAUCCGACCGACCAAGCGAGAGCACUUCCGAGAACAGUGGGCACAAGUGAUGCCCGUUGGUAGUCUGUCUUAUCCGCAGAAACUAUGCGUCUAUGUCGUCCGUAACUAUGUGGUUUCGCAGCAACCAGACGGGUCGCGACCCACGUCAUCACCUGAAAAACUAGCGGC